Molecule: messenger RNA, 2086 nt
Organism: Lolium perenne
Lineage: Eukaryota; Viridiplantae; Streptophyta; Magnoliopsida; Poales; Poaceae
Cellular component (GO): cytoplasm
Molecular function (GO): zinc ion binding; ubiquitin protein ligase activity
Source: RefSeq, a predicted model, not a curated record
AUGUCGUCGGAGAGGUAUGACUGCGGGCCGUUUGAUAGAUGUGUGAGUUCAUGUUUAUCCGAGGGCUUCAACUACUGCCAGUGUUACGAUGAAGAUGACGAAGAGCCAUACUCGGGUGACAGCUGCCGGCAGCCCUCCGCGGGCAGCAAGUCGCCCGAUGUCUGGAACGGCCCGUCCAAGCCAUUGCUCGCUGCGGGCAGCAAGUCGCCCGAUGUCUGGAACGGCCAGUCCGAUGUCUGGAACGGCCGGUCCAAGCCAUUGCUCGCCGCGGGCAGCAAGUCGCCCGAUGUCUGGAACGGCCAGUCCGAUGUCUGGAACGGCCAGUCCGAUGUCUGGAACGGCCAGUCCGAUGUCUGGAACGGCCGGUCCAAGCCAUUGCUCGCCGCGGGCAGCAAGUCGCCCGAUGUCUGGAACGGCCAGUCCGAUGUCUGGAACGGCCCGUCCAAGCCAUUGCUCGCCGCGGGCAGCAAGUCGCCCGAUGUCUGGAACGGCCAGUCCGAUGUCUGGAACGGCCGGUCCAAGCCAUUGCUCGCCGCGGGCAGCAAGUCGCCCGAUGUCUGGAACGGCCGGUCCAAGCCAUUGCUCGCCGCGGGCAGCAAGUCGCCCGAGGUCAGGGGCGGCUUGUCCGAGGCAUUCCUCGCUGCGGGCAGCAAGUCGCCCGAUGUCUGGAACGGCCCGUCCAAGCCAUUGCUCGCCGCGGGCAGCAAGUCGCCCGAUGUCUGGAACGGCCAGUCCGAUGUCUGGAACGGCCGGUCCAAGCCAUUGCUCGCCGCGGGCAGCAAGUCGCCCGAUGUCUGGAACGGCCGGUCCAAGCCAUUGCUCGCCGCGGGCAGCAAGUCGCCCGAGGUCAGGGGCGGCUUGUCUGAGGCAUUCCUCGCCGCGGGCAGCAAGUCGCCCGAGAAGAUCUGGGACGACUGGGCUGACGGCGCAACCUCCAACUCGACCGCGAUUCCGCGGGCCCCGGUCGUCGCCAGCGCGCCCAAGGAAUGGGGGGACUCCGGCGGCUCCACCUCGCACUCGAUGUCGAUUCCGCCGUCCUCGACUCUCACCGACGUGACGCUGGCGGAUGGAGGCCGCGCCUUCGACUGCAUCGCCUGCUGCCUCUCGCUGAAGCCACCCAUCUUCCAGUGUGACCAGGGGCACGCGGUGUGCCUCGCAUGCCUCAAGGCUUUAUCCUGGGAAGGGUCAGCCGCAGCAGCGAGGUGCAACGUUUCCGGCGGCCACCACACCGACGGCUACCGCCGGAACCAGCCCUUGGAGAAUGCCGUGGGGGCCAUCUGUGUGACGUGCCCCAAUGCCGCCUACGGCUGCACCGACCUGCUGACUCGCUACUUCCUGCCCACCCACCGACGGUCAUGCAGUUACGCCCUCACGGCGAGCUGCGCACGGGAAGCCUGCAGCUUCAUCGGCUCCAUGGAGGCCCUUCUGGAUCACUUCAUCAUCGUGGAGAAGUGGCCAUACACCGCCGAGACCCAGGCCGGGAAGAGCUUCGACAUCCACCUCUUGGGCGGCUUCAAUGUCGUCGGUGCCGUCCGUGGCACCAGACAGCACCUGCUUGUGCUAUUCAUGGCACGGAGGCCGUUCGGCAGCACGGUCUCUGCAAUCUGCAUAUCUCCCCAACCUAAAGACGUUUCUUGGUUGCGACCGCCACCAGAGGCACUGAAAUGCAAGCUUGAACUCCACUUCCUCGCUACUCCGAACUCCCAGACAUCUAAACACGAUGUCGUAACCUCCUUCGAUGUACCAUGCACCAAUCCCUCGGAUGGGCUCCCUCAUCCUGAUGACUUCUUCCAGUUCUCCGUGCCCAAGUCCGUUCAUCCUGACGACAAUGCUGCUAUCAAGGUCACGGCCUCUAUUACCCUGUUUUAUCCUGAAGCUUAGCUGGUGUGCUAGUGUUUAGUUUUGUUUAUAUGAUGGUUGAUGUCUGUAGCUAUCUCUGUAGGGCUAUGCUAAUGUAAUUCUAGUUUCAAGACUGUAAAGCCGUAUUGAUGGGUGAGAUGUUCACGGCUUUUAUGUUUUCGUGAUAUCUAAUUGUUACUGAACUGUUAUGUUUAGUUAUUGAAGGUUUGAGCAAAUUCCUGUGCUA